Molecule: messenger RNA, 1474 nt
Organism: Piliocolobus tephrosceles (Ugandan red Colobus)
Lineage: Eukaryota; Metazoa; Chordata; Mammalia; Primates; Cercopithecidae
Product: protein FRA10AC1
Exons: 14
Coding region: 391-1338 (315 amino acids)
Biological process (GO): dephosphorylation
Molecular function (GO): phosphatase activity
Source: RefSeq, a predicted model, not a curated record
CCGGAAGUGGUGCCCAGUCGGGACCCGUAGGGAGAGGCGGGUAGCGGCCGACGGCGGCGGCCGUUGUGCGGAGGCUGCGCGGCCAGGCGUAUGGGACCUGUCCUGCAGCGGCUCUCUGAGGCUGUGGGUCGUCGCUGCAGCUGCCGGGAAAGAAGGAAACGACGACUCCGGGGGCGAACUUGGCACGCAGGGAGGAAGGGAAAGGGUGUGUGACGAGGGCUGUGGGUAUGUUUGGCGUCAGGGAGAAGGACCUCAAAACUUGCUUUUCAUAUAGUACUAGUUGAUUGUCGGCUUUGGUUUGGUUUUGUUUUGGAUGACAGAUUCUGGAGACACCAGGCAUCUCCGUUCUUGAGUUUCUGCCGGCUCUUGUCAGUUGAUUCGUUGCCUGAAAUGCAUGGUCAUGGAGGCUACGAUUCUGAUUUUAGUGAUGAUGAACACUGUGGAGAAUCCAGCAAAAGGAAAACAAGGACAGUUGAAGAUGACUUACUCCUCCAAAAACCAUUUCAGAAAGAAAAGCAUGGAAAGGUGGCCCAUAAACAAGUUGCAGCGGAAUUGCUGGAUAGGGAAGAAGCAAGAAAUAGAAGGUUUCAUCUCAUAGCUAUGGAUGCUUAUCAAAGACAUACAAAGUUUGUAAAUGACUAUAUUUUAUAUUAUGGUGGCAAAAAAGAAGAUUUCAAGCGUUUGGGGGAAAAUGACAAGACAGACUUGGAUGUUAUACGAGAAAAUCAUAGAUUCCUAUGGAAUGAGGAGGACGAAAUGGACAUGACUUGGGAGAAGAGACUUGCCAAGAAAUACUAUGAUAAAUUAUUUAAGGAAUACUGCAUAGCAGAUCUCAGUAAAUACAAAGAAAAUAAGUUUGGAUUUAGGUGGCGAGUAGAAAAAGAAGUAAUUUCAGGAAAAGGUCAGUUUUUCUGUGGAAAUAAAUAUUGUGAUAAAAAAGAAGGCUUAAAGAGUUGGGAAGUAAAUUUUGGUUAUAUUGAGCAUGGUGAAAAGAGAAAUGCACUUGUUAAAUUAAGGUUAUGCCAAGAAUGUUCCAUUAAAUUAAAUUUUCAUCACAGGAGAAAAGAAAUCAAGUCAAAAAAAAGAAAAGAUAAAACCAAAAAAGAUUGUGGAGAGUCAUCAUGUAAAAAAUCCAGAUUAUCUUCUGCAGAAGAGGCCUCCAAGAAAAAAGAUAAAGGACAUUCAUCUUCAAAGAAAUCAGAAGAUUCUCUAAAUAGAAACUCUGAUGAGGAAGAAAGUGCUUCAGAAUCGGAACUUUGGAAGGGUCCACUAUCAGAGACAGAUGAAAAAUCACAGGAAGAAGAAUUUGAUGAGUAUUUUCAGGAUUUGUUUCUAUAAGACGAGAGAAACUUAAUGUGAAACUUCAUGAAGUUUUAAACUUCAUGCAAUUUGAAAUUUCAUGUAAGUUUUUAUCUGCGAGUUAUAACUUGUGUGGUUUGUCUUUGGAAAUAAAAAUCUAGGUUCUCUCAGAAUG